This is a messenger RNA of Wyeomyia smithii (pitcher-plant mosquito), 2175 nucleotides long. Its product is annotated as zinc finger protein 431-like. The record is from RefSeq and is a predicted model, not a curated record. The transcript is spliced from 3 exons. Lineage: Eukaryota; Metazoa; Arthropoda; Insecta; Diptera; Culicidae. Bases 169 to 2145 code for a protein of 658 amino acids. Gene Ontology annotation, biological process: regulation of transcription by RNA polymerase II. Gene Ontology annotation, cellular component: nucleus. Gene Ontology annotation, molecular function: zinc ion binding; DNA-binding transcription factor activity; RNA polymerase II cis-regulatory region sequence-specific DNA binding.
AGGGUUUGAGACGUUUGUCAGUUGCUUUGUUGUGAGUGUUGCUUCAUCUUCUUGACCGGGUUGGACGAAUUGAAAUCGUAUAAUUCUCGAAGCGACAAGUGCAUCUGUUAUUGAUACAUAUCUAGUAAUCAAUCCUUUUACGUAGUAAAAUUGCUUUAAGGAGACAUCAUGCCUUGUAUUGUGCCUACAUGCCUUCGUAGCGACAAAGAAAUGAUGACGUUCCCAGAGGACCGAACACUCGCAUCAAGAUGGCUUGAGGCAAUCGAAAUGGGCUCUGGACACUCGAUGGAAUUGGCGGAAAAUGAAUGUCAACCGCAAAUAUGCAGCCUACAUUUCAUGUGUUUCGACAAGAAUGGCGAAAACUACGAGGAACCGUCCAACUUCAUACACCGCAAUAAAAACUGCACACAAAUUUCCGGCUGCCGAAUGUGUUUAUCUUUCCACCCGACCGAGGAUAUGGUAUCCUUAAAAGGUACUCUAGGCGAGCAAAACAUUGCCCCUCUUCUGGAAUUGUUAGAAAUAGAUUUUCACGAAAAUCAAUUCCUUCGAAUGAUUUGUUUGGUAUGCUUGGCUAGGAUAGAAAUAUUCGCUUCUCUGCACACAAGCUUCAGGCAAUCGGAGGAAGCCUUUCAAGAGUUGCUUCAGAAAAGCCGAAAAACGGAGUUCCUUGAGGUCAAAGUAGAGAUUAGUUCACCGCAGUAUGAUACCGUUGGAGAUAAAUAUUCUACGGAAUCGGAGCCAAACUCCAACCAGGAUGCUAGUGACGACGAGUACAUUCCAAAAACUUCCCGGAAUCGUAAAAUCCAGGAUCGUAAGAUCCAGAACCGUAGCACCCGGAGUCGGAGUGUUAAUCCUUUGAAGAUUUCUUUCAACAAUGAUAAAAAACCAUCCGAGAAAUCGCUCAGUUCAAAGGAGAAAAUAGAUCGAAACUGUUACAUAUGUGAUACCAUUCAACCAGAUGCCAACGAGUUGAUGAUACAUCUUGUGGUAAAUCACACCUCCGGAAAGUGUUAUCGAUGUGACGAAUGUUCACUGGAUUUCCCUUUGCUGCAUGUAUAUAAUCGCCACCUUAGUCGGCACGAUGAUUCCAACAAACCGUAUAAAUGCAGCAUUUGUGCAGUGAGAUUCUCGUCCAGUUAUUUGGUCAAAAUACACGAAAACAGAGUUCAUAAUACCAACCACAACGUGAAACGGGCUUCGUUUAAAACGCAUAAUGUGGUUUGUGACCAAUGCGGGAAGGUUUGCGAUACCCGCAGGAUUAAAGAACACAUCCAAAAGGUUCAUGAGAAAUCGACUUAUACGAAAUGCACUAUAUGCGAUAAAACAUUCUCCAUCAAGGCCAGUCUCGAACGCCACAUGUUGGUACACACAAAAGAAAGACCCUACAGUUGUGACCAGUGUGAUAAAACCUUCAAACGUUUACUUGAUUACCGCCACCACAAAAGCUUGGUGCACGAGGGUGUAAAUCCGCACGUUUGUGCCAUAUGCAACGAAGAAUUUAAUCACUACCGAUUGCUGUACAAUCAUAAGCAGAUAGUGCAUCUGAAGAAAGGUGUCAAACCGAAGGGAGAUCCUUCACGUUUAAUCUACAAACAGUACGUACCGUGUAAACUGUGUCGAAUGCAGUUUUCAAAGGGCAGUGAGCUGAUAGCACACAUUCAAAGUGAACACUCGGAAGACUAUCCAGUGCUCGAAUGUCCCCAUUGUCCAGAGACGUUUUUGCUACCGUCCCGUCUAUCGAAACACAAGCAAAUCCAUUUGGAAAAAUAUAUGUGCAAAAUAUGCGGUGUCCAUCAUGAGAACAAGAGGGCCCUCGAAUCUCACAUGGAUACCAAUCACUCAGACGGUCAGAUGUUUCCGUGUUCUGACUGUUCUGCAAAAUUUGUGAGUCGCUUCAAGCUUCAGCGGCAUAGUGUCGUACAUACCAAAGGAAAGCAGUUCCAGUGCGAGUAUUGUGAAAAAUCCUUUGUGCAGAAGAUUCAACUAGUUAUCCAUACGCGAAUCCACACCGGGGAGAAACCCUUCGAGUGCGCCGGAUGUUUUAAGCGUUUCAGUGACGAUAGGACUUUUUGCAAGCACAAAAAAGUCUGCAAGGAGCUACUCAGCAAGAUAGCUGAAGAAUCGGAGAGCGUAGAAUACGAAUAAACUGGUUACGAAGCGUAUAUUGUAUAAAAA